Molecule: messenger RNA, 1017 nt
Organism: Aureobasidium melanogenum CBS 110374
Lineage: Eukaryota; Fungi; Ascomycota; Dothideomycetes; Dothideales; Saccotheciaceae
Product: arsenate resistance ArsH
Exons: 3
Coding region: 1-1017 (338 amino acids)
Molecular function (GO): oxidoreductase activity
Source: RefSeq, a predicted model, not a curated record
AUGGCUGCUGGCAACAAUCGCGUUCAUGGCGACCUGAACAACACCGAGGUCAUGCGAGAGACCAAUUUUCUGGUCCCAGACCCAACUUAUGCAGGAAAAACAUUGGCGAUCCUGGAAUCAGAGGACGAUGCAGAAAUCAGAUCAAAAUAUCGACCAUUCCUCACAAGCCCAGAAGUGGCGAAUAGCGACUGGAUCUCCCAGUCCGAACUCAGCACAGUAUUGAAAAUGUCCGAAGCAGAUUUGGCAAAGACUGGAGGCAACAGACUUAAGAUUUUGGUCUUGUAUGGCAGCUUGCGGGAAAGAUCGUACUCGCGGUUAUUGGCUUACGAAUGCUCACGCAUACUUUGGCGUCUGGGUGCCGAUGUUCGUGUCUUUAAUCCUUCUGGCUUGCCUGUCAAAGACGAUGUUCAACAUCAACACCCGAAAGUUCAAGAGCUUCGUGAGUUGAGCAAAUGGAGUGAUGGUCAUGUAUGGGUAUCUCCUGAACAACAUGGUAAUCUCACAGCCGUGUUCAAGAACCAAAUCGACUGGGUUCCAUUAAGCACAGGUUCAGUAAGACCGACCCAAGGACGCACUCUGGCAAUUGCUCAAGUCUCUGGCGGCUCACAAUCCUUCAACACUGUCAAUUCCCUUCGUGUUCUCGGACGUUGGAUGCGCAUGUUUGCAAUCCCCAACCAAUCUUCAAUACCCAUGGCAUACACUCAAUUCACCGACGCACUUGACGAACAAGAUCACGACGCAUUCAUCAAGGCAGAAGGUGGAAGCAGACUCAAGCCUUCAGGCAAUCGAGACAGAGUUGUCGAUGUCAUGGAGGAACUGUUCAAGUACACUCUCAUCAUGCGAGAGCACUUUGAUCUCUUUGGUGAUCGACACAGCGAACGAAAAGAAAAAGAAGCCAAACGAUUGAGAGAAGUUGAAGUCACCAAGCAGGAAGAAAAGGCAGGUCAAGAAGGCAAUGCAACAAGUAUGGUCACUGCAAAACUUGUCAAUGGCAUUGAUGUCAAUGGUGUCAAAUGA